Knipowitschia caucasica is the source of this 966-nucleotide messenger RNA. Lineage: Eukaryota; Metazoa; Chordata; Actinopteri; Gobiiformes; Gobiidae. The record is from the annotation of a GenBank genome assembly.
AUGAGCGUCACACUUCAGAAUCUGUCUCCAGCUCCGACCCUGACCCCCCACAGAGACAUGCAGAGUUAUUCUCUUCAACACUUGGACGCUCAGACCAGAGACAGACUGUUCCGCUGCCAACUCCGACUCCACAGACUCCCCCACACUGAGGAGAAGUGCUCUGGGCUGAAGCAGGAGAGCACAGGAGGUCCCCACGAGUCUGAUAGAGACUUCAAACACUCAGACCAAAUCAAACAAGAGAUACUUCUGCACAUAAGCUGCCAGUACUGUCGCAAAAGAUUCUACUCCACGUCUGCUCUGAAGCGCCACCUGCUGGACCACACCGAGGAUCGACCGUACAAAUGUGACCAGUGCGAGCUCGCCUACACGCGGAUGGGAAACCUCAGACGCCAUUGCCUUUACGCCCACGUAGAAUCCAAACCUCGUGACGACAGCGACGGCCACAGCUGCCAGUACUGUUCCAGGAGCUUCCCGUCAGAGGCCUUUCUGAAAAUGCACGUCCGCAUCCACACGGGGACGCGGCCUUUCGUCUGCGAGCACUGCCACAAAGCCUUCACACAGAUGGGAUACCUGCAGAAGCACCGACUCUGCCACGACCCGGAACGCGAGGCUUUCCACUGUCACUUCUGUAAAAACACUUAUUCGUCUUCGUUUAAUCUGAAGCGGCACCUGGGCAGCCACACCGGAGAGAGGCCGUUUAAGUGUGAGCUCUGUGGGAAAGCGUUUAAACGUUUAGGGCAUUUACAGAAACACACGCACGGCCACCAUCGCGUUCAGGCCUCGGCUCAUUCCUGUCAGAACUGUCCUAAAGUCUUUUCGUCGCCUCAUGAGCUGCAGCGACACGUCUGCCUCCGCACGGAAGAGGAGCCGUGUAAAUGCGAACGCUGCGUCUCGGACUGUAAACAGACAGAAAUUGUCAAAACAGAAUCUUCAAGUCAGUCCCAGAGUGUUCCAGGCUCAUGCUAA